Messenger RNA from Clunio marinus, 2059 nucleotides. The record is from the annotation of a GenBank genome assembly. NCBI's taxonomy places the organism in Eukaryota, Metazoa, Arthropoda, Insecta, Diptera, Chironomidae.
AAUAAUUGAAGAGUUUUUUUGGCUCAGAUUUCUAGAAGUUGAAGUAAAUGAAACAAAAAACUUUCAGGGAUCCAAAAGCUUUAAGAAGCUUUGUAAGAUGGAGAAAAUGGGACAAUCCAUUUUCACCGUGACAAAACGUCUUCGAAAGGAGGAUGAAAAUCUUGAUUUUGGAUUUGAAUCAGGAAUUGUAUGGACGAAACCAUGCUUCAUCAAUACGAUUGAAAAAAAUUCUCCUGCUGAUCAAAGUCAUUUGGAAGUCGGAGAUUUUAUAAUAUUUAUAGAUAAAAUGAAUAUUGUUGAUAUGAAAAUAUCCGAUAUUAUGAGUUUGAUUAACAAAAGUGACGUUCUAACAAUCGAAGUGUUUCGAAGAUCAAAGGCCAAAACGUCAGUAAUUCCAAUGUCCAUUAUACAAAAAGCAACAAGUAAAAAUCAAAAUGAAGAAACGAUUUUAGAAAACAAAACGAUUGAUGAAUUUAAGCGAAACAGACUUGAAUCUAAAAGCUCUACAGAUUCUAAGAAGAAACAUUUAACAUUCAGUAAAGAUGAGUCUUCUGCCUCGGAGUCCAUCGAUUCACAAAAGAACUACAAGAUUUUAAAUAACUUUUUACAGUGUGAACGCCAAUUUGUGAACUCAUUGAUCUUCGGUGCAAAUCGUUACAUUUCACCAUUAACUUUCCGUAAAGAUUUGAUUAGCACCAAAGAACAUGAACUUGUUUUCAAAAACAUCGAGUACAUAAAAAAUCUGAUGGAAAUGAUUUCUAAUAGAAAGGAUAGAAACAGCAUUGAAGAUGUUAUUCAAUCCUAUGUGAAACAUAGCGAUGAAUUAAUUCAAGCAUACGAAAGUUACUUCACAACUGUCAAAAGUGCUGACUGUAUAAUAGUCGACAAAACGCAUCAAUCAGAAUUCAUAAAGUUUAUUGUAAAUCCAUCCAUUCCAAGCAAUCAGCCAGUGUUUCAUAGUUUUAUUCAUUUACCUGCUGAAUAUUAUAAUGAUCUGCAAAAGAACUUUCAAUUAAUCUUAAGUCAACUGGGAAUGGAUGGCAAGGAAUAUCAUGAAUUGAAUUUGUUCAUCAAUAACUUAAAGAAAGUGUAUAGUGAAGCUAUGCACAUAGUUUCUGAAACUAAAACAGGAGUUAAGCCAAUCUUACGUAAUUUAGAGUCACGACUUGUAUUUACUGCUAAAUGUAAGCCAUUCAAAUUAGACAUAUCAGGAAGACAUUGGAUUUUUGGUGGAGAUUUGAUAAGAAUUGAGGGAAAUAGCUUAGAAAAGCCAGUUUACACUUUACUGUUCAGUGACAUUUUAGUAUUCUCCACAAUAAAUCGUGAUCGGGUACUUUUUAUUUCUGAAGAGCCCAUCAGUCUCAAAUCUAUUGUGGAAAGUUUCUUCAAUAUACGAAAGAAAGAAAAAGAUUUUCGCCUAACAAUUGAUACAAAUCCGAAUUACAACGAUCACUCACCAACGACACAUUGUACACCUGAUUUAAUAAGACGAUCACCAUUGAGACAGUUCAAACGACGAAACAUUCACUUAAGAGCACAUUCAGAAGAAGUUAAAAAGGUUUGGCAAAACCUCAUCACACAGCAGAUUUUUAAUGUAAACUCAGUUUCACAUUCCAACUCAAGUAAUCAUAUUGAAUCAUUGAAAACUAUUCUGCUUAGAAAACCAUCCAAUCAGACUGAUAAUUUUACUGACACCAGUACAAAUAAGAGUGAGACUGAAGAUAUUAAUGGGUCGAGGAGUAGCAAUCAAUUAAAUCUCAAGUCUCAAAACGCUUUUGACUUGGACGAUCCUUUGGAUCAAUUUCUCAAUGAUGGUUCAAGUCAUUUGGAGACACCAGAAACUCCAUCUUGUGCUAAUGUUUCAUCACUCUGUGAUAAUAUGCAAAAAAGUAUUUCAAUUACAACAUUUUCAUCGAACAGAAAUACUGCUUCUGACUGUUGCGACUCUGAAUAUGGAGAUAUUUUUAACGGCUUUGAUAGUCGUGAUAUUUCAUUUUCUAAUGAUGUUAAGGAAUGUAUGUUUAUGCAAAACGAUCCUUUUUUUGCUGACGAGUCAUAA